GGGCGGGCGGCCGUGGCUGCCACGUUGCUGCCGGCGGCUUCGCGCCGCGCGGCCAGGAGGGGGAGAGGUUCGGCAAAGUCCGGAAGCGCUCGGCAAUGGCCGGAGGCGGCUUUUAAGGAGCGGCGCGGCUGCCGGCUCGCCCUGCCCCGCUGUCGCUCGGCGCGAGGGGCUCGUUAGCGCCGCCGCCCCGCCUCGCCCCGCGCUCCGCGGCGCCGGCAGGGAAGGGGCAGGGGCGCGAUGCUGGCCGACAGCCUGGUGGAGGAGUUCGAGAUCCGCGAGGAUGAGCCGUGGUACGACCAGCAGGACCUGCAGCAAGACCUCCACCUUGCUGCUGAGCUUGGGAAGACGCUACUGGAUCGUAACACUGAGCUAGAGGAAUCUUUACAGCAAAUGUAUGCAACGAAUCAAGAGCAACUGCAGGAGAUAGAGUACCUCACAAAGCAAGUGGAGCUCUUGCGUCAGAUGAAUGAUCAGCAUGCAAAGGUAUAUGAACAGCUGGAUGUUACAGCAAGAGAACUGGAGGACACGAAUCAAAAACUAGUUGCAGAGAGCAGAGCAUCACAACAAAAGAUACUAAGCUUGACAGAGACUAUUGAAAGUCUGCAAACACACAUAGAUGACCUGCAAAGACAAGUAGAAGAACUGAAAAAGUCUGGACGAAGCCGGAUGAGCCAUGAGAGAUCUGACCAGCCAAGAUCAAUGCAUAGCUUCUCAUGUUUGAAGGAGCUGUAUGACCUUCGCCAGUAUUUUGUUUAUGAUCAUGUGUUUGCAGAAAAGAUUACCUCAAUGGAUAAUCAGCUAAGCCCCCUAGAAGAAGAAAAUGAGAACUUAAAAAAGGCAGUGACAGUUUUGCAAGCCCAACUUAAUCUAGAAAAAGAGAAGAGGGUGACAAUGGAAGAAGAAUACAGUCUCAUGGUAAAAGAAAACUGUGACCUUGAACAGAGGCUGGUUGAUACAGACUUAUAUCGGGCUCGUGCAGAGGAGCUGGAAGUGGAAGUCGCUGAAAUGCGACAAAUACUUCAGUCUGAAAACACGUUCCAUAAUGCGGAGAAAUUAGUGCCAGAAUCCUUUUUUAUUUCUUUCAAAGAAUCCUUAGAAAGGGAGCUUGGUCAGAGCCCCACAGAUGAUGGACUCCUGACUGUCUCAGAGCUUGACAAGAAGGCCCUGAAAAGAAGCAGCAGUGAAACCUUCCUAAGCAGUGCUGCAGGGGGGGACAUCCUAAGGGGCCACGAAGAAACGUGCAUCAGGAGGGCUGAAGCUGUGAAGCAGCGAGGAAUCUCUGUACUUAAUGAAGUUGAUGCCCAGUAUAAUGCUCUAAAGGUGAAGUAUGAGGAACUUUUGAAGAAGUGUCAGAUGGAUGAAGACUCUGUGAAACACAAGGCUGUACAAACACUGAAGCAGUAUUCCAAAGACCUUAAUGUGGGGAAUACCCAGUAUGAUCUUUUGGCUAGCAAUCAAGAAUUUACGAAUGUGGAACUAAGUGACUCUCCCACAAACGCUCUUCCUGAAUAUAAAGCACUCUUCAAGGAAAUUUUUAGCUGUAUCAAAAAAACAAAGGAAGAAAUUGAUGAACACAGAGCUAAGUACAAGUCUGUCUCUUCUCAGCCAUAACCCUGUACAUGCUGAUGACCUAUUCUCUGUAGAUAAUGUUAUCAAAAAGUGGGGAAAAAACUUCACAAAUGUCAGAAGGCCUCUUAUAUUGAUGUUUUGUUUUGAACACUCAAAGUGAAUGUUUUGGAUUAGCUUUGUAAAUAUGUAGUUAACAAGCUCGUUAGUUAUGGGCUAGUCUCUCUGUACCUAUGUAGCAAUAGAUUUAAUGUCUAGCACAAUCCACAAGCUAAAGAUUGUAAAGUAAACAAAUGUCACAGCUUCAUUUUCACACUAGACUUAAUCUCUGGCCACAGCAGUAACUGAUAAUCCAUCUUACUCAGUCCAUGUCAAAAAUAACAGAUCUAAGAAAUCUGUAUUGUUCCUCACAAGAAACUAGACUAAAGCUUUUGGUCACAGGUGAUGCCCUGUAAGUAUGUCGGUGUAGAAAAUAAACAAAAAUGGAACCCCAGAACACUAUGGGCAGCCUCUCCUUGGUUCUUGAGUAUGAAGUUAGCAGACUAAGUCUAGCUGAGCUUGCUUUGGCAGGGAGGUCGAGAGCUGGCACAGCACCUUGUACUGUGCGUAGUUGAAUCUAACCACAUUUUCACAUGCACUAAGCUCUCCCACAGGUUAUUAUAAAUGUCUUCCUACUAAAAAAAGAAUUGGAUGUGAAGUUUGUGCGACUCUUUAGGUAUGGUUUAUUAUUUAGGGCACUUUGUCUUAAGGCAAGAUACUGUGAAUUGAUUAAGUAUGUUACCUGGGAUUUAUUGUUCUUUUUUGGUGAUAUACCUGCAAAGUACACUUGUGUUUUUGUGUAUUUGGUAAGAUAGAAAGUUGGAAAUUAGCUAUUUAACUUUAGCAGUAGCAUUGACAUAGUGGAAUAGCUUUUUAGCUUACAUGCCACAAACUCCAAGUGCUUAAAGGUGACAGGCCAGGUAAAACCUUAUAAUACAGUUUUGUCUGCUGCUUCCAGCUUGAGCUUCUGUAGACCUAUUCCAUGUUGUUGGGGGAAGGGGGGGUUGACACAACUCUGCCAGCACAUAUCCUACUGAAAACAGGGGACCAGCUCUCAUUCUUCCUCUCCUCUACUCCCUAAUAAUAUUUUGUAGGAAUUCAAAUUCUAAAAAGCAAAUAAUAUGGAGAAGUAGCUUCUUUAAAAUGGCUUCAAAAUAUAGAAAAUAAAGGCUAAGAGAUUAAGGGGGGGAGGGGGGGAAAGGCAGCCUGAAAGGUGUCAUCCUUUUUAUAAUGGGUCUCAUAACUUAAUUUUGUCAGCUGUUCAUGGAAAGCAACUUCUUAAUGCCUGUCUGCUUGAGUUGCUGCAAUGUACCAGACGGCUGACACAGUGUUGACAACUUCUCAGCUUUAGUUCAACUGCUGCUAUUACAGUUUUGUCUGCCUUAUGUACACUGUUAAGCUUUUGUAUAGUUGUCCUUCAGUUGCAGUAUUAAGACUUCAUAGUGUGAGAAUUUACCAAAACAUGUAUUGCAUUCUAAAAACUAUUUAAAAAUGGGAAUCUGAAUUUUGUGAAUGUUUUUUUCUAAGCAAAUAAAUAAUCCAGUCAUGCUACAUGUAUAAGCUACUAAUUAUGCAAUGUCUAUGCAGAUCAGGAAACAGUAGACUUGGUGCAGAUGGCACCUUCAUUAUCUAGUGUUGCCAUCUCUCCCAGAUAGCUCAGAUGGAGUUCCCAUUAAACUUGUAUUUAAGAAGUUACACUAAAUGGGAAAGGACAGGCAUGCCUGGGAUAGAAAGCCAGAGGGAACUAACUACUUUCUCCUUGUUGUGGUGUUUGUCAGUACAGUUCUUGGGUGUGUUUUUAAAAAGUUGUUCCUCUGCCACCAGGUUAAGUAUAUAGUCACUGGAUCCUCAUCACCUGCAGCUGGAGCUCUGCCCCAAUUCAGAUACUAGAGAGCAGUAACCCUAAAUGAAAGCUGCAAUAGUGUUAGUUACCAACUAUUUACUACUAAAUUUAGGGGGAUGGAAAUCAAAGCGUGUUGUACCAGAAGAUAGGUGAAUGCAAUUACAAAUUGCUGAUUAACUGUUUGAUCUUCAAUGGCUUAUUACUGUUGGCUAACUUAUUGCAUUUUUAUGUACACAGCUUUCACCCUUUAAAACUAUUCAAGAUGUUCUCAGAUUUCCCUAGAACCACCUGAUUCUCUUGUAAUGUAACUUCCCCUCAGCCACCUGUGCUGUUGCUAAGCUCUGGCUGUACUUCAGCGUACUUUAACACUUAACUGUACAUCUCAUGCAAUAGAAAAGCCCAAGGCUGAGUUCCUCUCUUAAAACUUCUCUGACUGUGGCUUUGCCAGGGAGAAGCUGUAGGUGCGCAGCUGUAGGUCUUGCAGUGGCACCACAGCGGUGCUGGGCAAGCCCCAGCUGCGGGCGCAGAGAACAAGCCAUGACAAAGGCAGCAAAAGCUGCCUGAACCGAACCCCUCCCAGUUACACUGACACAGUGAAUAAACUGCAGUAGAGCAUUAGUUACUAAGUUAGAGGUUUAGCUGUUUAAACACUGAGCACAUCUUUCACAGAAAUAUGAACUGCUGUUAAGUACAGUAACAAUCAAUAUUCUUUGUCAAUCUUAGCCGGCUUUAACUACCUUAAUUCCCUUAUUUCAGUCAACAACUCCAUUUAGCUUUUUCUGAAAAUAAGUAGAUGAAAUUAGUAGAAUCACCUUUAGCUUCUCUCAUAUGGUUGAAAAUUAUACUAAACAAAAACCAUGAACUGUGGAAUAACCAUGUUCUACAGUUCUUACAAUGGAUGACUCCUUAUCAUGUUAUACCUGAACUUAAAUGAUAGACUUCUCAGAACAGAAAAAGAUCAGUUACUGUACUUUGUGCACCAGGCCCUUAUCUUGAUAACCAGCUCUAGGCAACCCUAAAGAAUAUGAUGCAAGCAGAAUAGUUUAAACUAAUUCAAAGCAAUUUAAGAGGUGGCUUAUUAUAUACCUCUACUAAAACUUUCCUGAGCUCUCCUUCCUUUACAAGCCUCCAAGUUAUUGCAGGAGCUAGGGCAGCUUCCCUUUCUUCACAAAUACAAGGGGGCUAGAGGAAGAUGUCACAGUUGACCUUCAAGAUAAAAUUUUAUUUAAAAAAGUUACACAAAAUAUAGGUUUUUACAUUGUUGCCAAACAUGAUAACUACAGCUGGAUACCUUCCAGGCAGUGUGUUCAGUUACUUACCUUGCUGUACCUGCAUACAGUAAUGUAAAAUAUGUCUCAAACAAAACCUGCACCAGUAAAAGGAAUCCAGUAGUUGUUCCACAUCUGUUUCAAACAUAAUUACUUUUCCAAAUAACUCAUUUCACAAACAACAGGUGAGAACACUUGCUAUGUAGUACAAAGUUUAAAGACAGCACUAUUUGUUUCCCCCACCCUCCCAUACCCUGGCUUGACAUUUUUCAUGAACAUCACUAUUUUCUCUUUAUAAAGUUGGGUGCAAGGGCUAUUGUAAUGCUCAGACUAAAGUAUGAGCGUCUAAAUAUUUAACAAGAACUGGGAGGUUUGUAAACAAUUUUAAUUUAUUGGCAUUACUUACAAAAUAAAAUAUUAGACCAUGAUUUUCCAUCA
Molecule: messenger RNA, 5154 nt
Organism: Dromaius novaehollandiae (emu)
Lineage: Eukaryota; Metazoa; Chordata; Aves; Casuariiformes; Dromaiidae
Gene: CDR2
Product: cerebellar degeneration related protein 2
Exons: 5
Coding region: 238-1611 (457 amino acids)
Source: RefSeq, a predicted model, not a curated record